Messenger RNA from Leptopilina heterotoma, 1263 nucleotides. It is a transcript of the gene BORCS5, whose product is annotated as BLOC-1-related complex subunit 5. Gene Ontology annotation, cellular component: synaptic vesicle membrane; BORC complex; cytoplasmic side of lysosomal membrane. The coding region runs from base 328 to 1125 and encodes 265 amino acids. The transcript has 2 exons. The record is from RefSeq and is a predicted model, not a curated record. Gene Ontology annotation, biological process: organelle transport along microtubule; lysosome localization; positive regulation of anterograde synaptic vesicle transport. NCBI's taxonomy places the organism in Eukaryota, Metazoa, Arthropoda, Insecta, Hymenoptera, Figitidae.
UGACAGUUCGAUCAGCUGUUGUGAAAUGACAUCUCCAAAAAACUAAUAUUGACAUUGCGUUGGAAUUCAAGUUUUUUUCCUUUUAUUAACUAAAACAACAGAAGUUUAUUUCUCAAAAUGGGUUUAUUAACUCAAAAACAAAUAAAAUGAUAUUCGCCAAAGGAAUAACUUAACAAUAAUCAAAAUUAAGCUCCAAAAAACAGAGACAAAAAUCAAGCUGGAAAACUUAGGAUUUUAUAUAAUAAAAUUAAUCUUUCCAACAAUCCGGCUUAAUAAACAAAAGUGAAGCAAAAAAUCCAAAGGAAAAAAGGAAUCUACCAGAAAAAAAUGGGAUCGGAACAAAGUGCUCAAGCAACUGGUGCUCAAAGCUCAGAAGGAACAAGAGCGAGAAUAGCUCAACUUCGACGGGGAAAAAGUGUCCCAAACAGAGAAACAGUUCCCGACGAUACACCACCUCGAUGUACAAGUCCCGGUCCUAGUAUUUGUUCAGAUUCCGAUUUGCCUUACAUAUCCUACACAGUGAACAGACCAAUAGGCGAUUCACCAAAAAUGACCAACAAACAGGCCCAAUUAACCCGAGGAAAGAGUGUCGGUCAAGAAGUAACGAGACGAAAAUCAAAUAUACCAUCUGGCAUUGGACAUAAGAAAAUGCACAAUAUUGUCGUGGUGAAACCGGCAAUUUCCGAUCCAACAGCCGACAAGGAUCCCGAUUUAAAGAAACUAUUGAAAAUACCCAUGUUUCUACCGAUAAUGAGGGGAACACUAAAUCUACCACCUGGUGUUCGUGAUCCAGAAGUAUUAGAGAGAUUAGAUCCAAUUGGAUUAUUUAAUUUAUGCGCGAGAUAUCAACAUCAUUUGAAUAAUAGUGCUCAAUAUGUUGCGAGUGAACAACUCGCCUUAUGCACAAGUGUUGAUGGUGAAGUAACGCGACUACUGGGAAUUGCAACCGAGAGACAGAAGAAAUUUGCAAAAUUCGCUGAGCAAUUGGGAAAAAUUCAUGAGCUCAGCAGACAACUCACAAAGUGCCAUAUGCAACUUAAUCAGACGUUGGAGAGUUUAGAGACGUUGAAUAAUUUACUACCAAUUGAAGAGAGGCUGGAACCUUUCGUCUGGACUACAGGAUAAGUUAUUUUUUGUGAUUUCGUUUCGUUCUAAAAAAAAUUGUUUUUAAACAUUUACGACAAUUAAAAGGUACAACUGAACCUUAUAUCUUUAUUUAUAAAUUAUUCUAAAAAUGAAAAUAAAUCAAUAUUUGUUUGAAAA